Setaria italica (foxtail millet) is the source of this 1663-nucleotide messenger RNA. RefSeq names its product tRNA dimethylallyltransferase 2. Gene Ontology annotation, cellular component: mitochondrion. The record is from RefSeq and is a predicted model, not a curated record. Lineage: Eukaryota; Viridiplantae; Streptophyta; Magnoliopsida; Poales; Poaceae. Gene Ontology annotation, biological process: tRNA modification. Gene Ontology annotation, molecular function: tRNA dimethylallyltransferase activity. The transcript is spliced from 10 exons. Bases 94 to 1464 code for a protein of 456 amino acids.
UGAAGAAAAUAGAAGGCCCACAGCCCGCAGGAGAACCCGCACCCACACCCAUCUGCCUGCCUAGCUUCCGUUACGCCUCCCGCCGCCGUGGAGAUGGCCCACCCCGCCGACUCCGCCUCCACGCCGCCGGCUCCAAACGCCGGCGAGGGUUCCCCGCCGUCUCCGCCUCAAAGGGGUCGGGGCAAGGUGGUGAUUGUGAUGGGCGCCACGGGCGCCGGCAAGUCGCGGCUGGCCGUCGACCUCGCGGCCCACUUCGCCGGCGUCGAGGUGGUCAGCGCCGACUCCAUGCAGGUCUACCGCGGCCUUGACGUCCUCACCAACAAGGUUCCUCUGCACGAGCAGAAAGGUGUUCCUCACCAUCUCCUUAGCGUAAUUGAUCCCUCCGUCGAGUUCACUUGCCGCGAUUUCCGCGACCAUGCCGUGCCGAUCAUACAAGAAAUACUGAAUCGCGGUGGCCUCCCUGUUAUUGUCGGCGGCACAAACUUCUACAUCCAGGCCCUUGUUAGCCCAUUCCUCUUUGAUGACAUGGCACAAGAUAUGCAGGACUGUACUUUGAGUGAUCACCCAGAUGACAUAGGCCUUAACAAUAACGAUGAAGGCAGUGGGUAUGAACGCUUGAAGGAGAUUGAUCCUGUCGCAGCCCAACGGAUCCACCCAAAUGACCAUAGAAAAAUAAAACGCUACCUUGAGUUGUAUGCGACCACUGGUGCCCUACCCAGCAAUCUUUUCCAAGGAGAGGCUGCUAAGAAAUGGGGCCGGGCUAGUAACUCCAGAUUCGACUGUUGUUUCCUGUGGGUAGAUGCUGAUAUUCAAGUUCUGGAUAACUAUGUGAACCAAAGGGUUGAUUGCAUGAUGGAUGCUGGCCUGCUAGAUGAAGUAUGCAAUAUAUAUGAUCCAGAUGCUGUUUACACCCAAGGACUGCGGCAGGCCAUUGGGGUUCGUGAAUUUGAUGAGUUUUUCAGACUAUAUUUAACAAGAAAAGAAUCUGAUAAGGAUAAGGCGGCUUCUUCUACAACUAUGUUAACUGUACAUGAUGAUCAACUUAAGAGCUUGUUGGAUGAUGCUGUUUCCCAGCUUAAGACAAACACACGCAGGCUUGUUCGUCGUCAAAGACGGAGACUACAUCGGCUGAGUAAAGACUUUGGGUGGAACUUACAUCGCGUUGAUGCAACCAAAGCAUUCUGCUGUACCACAGGCGACUCAUGGAACCAUGAAGUUGUGGAACCUUGUGUGGAUGUUGUGAAAAGAUUUUUGGCUGACGGCGCAGCUUGUUUGCCAAGCACAAAUGCUUCAGAUGGUAUUGGAGAAAGAGAGUUAUGGACUCAAUACGUCUGCGAGGCCUGCGACAAGCGCGUGCUUCGAGGGGCGCACGAGUGGGAGCAGCACAGGCAAGGGCGAGGCCACCGAAGAAGAGUGCAGCGCCUGAAGCAGAGGAAGAGCCUGAUAAGACCAUCAGAAUCGUAAAAACCCCAUAGCAGAUGAUUGCGAUUUGCAGCUGGGUGUUCUUUGUCUUGUAAUCUUGUUAAGCAGUAGUUCCAAAUUUUGAAGAGACUAGAGAGUACUGUAUCUGUAUUGUCUGAAUGAACUAUUACUAGUCUAUCUGUUUCACUGAAGACUGUUGUUGUGAUGUGGCAAUCCAGUCGGCUGUCCUCCAGCUUUGAUU